AUGGGGCCACCUGGCCCUUAUAAAAGGACUCUCCACCACACUGAUGCCAUCAUCUUGACGCUCAGUCCUAGACCUUCUUUGAAGGCUCAGGUUGACAGCUGGCAGAGAAAAGGCUUGGUUCCUCAAAAGGAUACCACGUUGUUGGAAGACGAGCAGCAGGAUCAUCAGCUGAUCUCGCUUUGCCGUCUGUCUGUCUGUGAUCUGGGUGGUGAUCUCUAUCCUGUGAGCCCUUUGCUAUAUAAAGGGGCACUCUGCUCCAUUGUUGCUAUCCUCCUCACACUCAAAUCCCCAACAGCUCUGGAGAAUCAAGUUCCCUCAUAUCCAGAAAGAUGUCCUAUCAGCAGCAGGAGCAAUGCAAGCAGCCCUGCCAGCCCCCUCCUGUGUGCCCACCUCCCAAGUGUCCAGAGCCAUGCCCACCUCCUAAGUGUCCAGAGCCAUGCCCACCUCCGGAGAUUCCACCUCAACUCUGCCAGCAGAAGUGUCCUCCUGUGCAGCCACCACCACCAUGCCAGCAGAAGUGACCACCCAAAAGCAGCAAGAGCAAAAGCCAUUAAGGCCAUAAUGCAAGAAAAACAAAUAGUUCCUCCCAUCUCCAGCAGCUUCGUCGUCUCUUCUCUGAAGCCUGUCCUGGUGGCGGAUGGUGCUCCCUGAGCCUCUAUCCUGCUCUUCCUGCGGUGAUGCUUGACAUAAAAGAGACUUAAUCCUGAAGGAACUCUCUUUCUUUUUAGGGUCAGAUUCCUGUCUGAGAUAGGGCCAUUCUUGGGGAUGCCAGAGCCCUAGAGCCCCAGAUAAAAGAGCAACAGGAACAAGUCUAACUUCCUUAAAAUGCAGCCUUUCUUUUCUGUGUGUCUGAGAUCUGGGCAACCCUUUCUGUGGUCUGGGAAACAUAGCUUUGCUCCUGUUUCCCUAAUAAAGCAUGUUUCAUGAUGGAACAAAUGCCUUUCUUCUUUAAUCCUGGUUGUUAGCUGUAUCAGACUAGUAGGCAAUUAUUUGUUUUUUUAUCAGAUCUCUGAAUUCAGAUGACGUAGUAAUCAUAGUUCAUUGGGUUUGGCUUGAAACGUGUCUGUUUAGAUUGAGUACAGAAAUAAGUCCUUUUUUUUUAGC
Messenger RNA from Equus quagga, 1104 nucleotides. RefSeq lists its product as uncharacterized. The coding region runs from base 1 to 651 and encodes 216 amino acids. NCBI's taxonomy places the organism in Eukaryota, Metazoa, Chordata, Mammalia, Perissodactyla, Equidae. The transcript is spliced from 4 exons. The record is from RefSeq and is a predicted model, not a curated record.